AGUUUGUCUGGGCUUUAACUUUGAUUUUCACAAAUAAAAAAACUGAUAUAUUGGCAGGUUUUUGAGGCUAAAAAUCCCCACCCAGUAGCUCCUCUUAAAGCCUUCAUAACAUUCCCUUAAUUCCCUUAAUUUUUUUCACACACAAAACACUUUGCUUUCCAGCUGGGAACUUGUACUCCUCCUGGCCUUACAUCACCGUGUGUGCAUCCUUGAAUCAACUAUGAACGCUGCCGUUUGCGUGGUGGUCACCGUUCCUACGGCAGCCGAGGAGCAACGCUUGAAUCCCCGUGCCUGCUCCUUAUGCGGUGGCUCUUUGCUAGAUGGCAAGGGCUCCUCGGAGCUAUGCAAGCGUUGCCUUCAACUGAGUCACAUUUCUGGAAAUAGCCUGGAAACGCCACAGAGAGGAGGUGCUAUUGCUGCCCCUCCCCGUGAUCGAUCUCUCCCCUUGAACAAGCUCAAGGAGGAUGCUUCGCUGGAGCAGCUUUUACAUGCCAUUGCCGAGGAGCUGUGUUUGGAGUAUGAUGUCUUUUGGUCACAGGAUCUCAGUGGAAGGCAUCUACAAGCCCGCUUUGAUUUGCAGCAGGACGAGCGUUUUGAGCGGCUGCUGUGCACAUUGCAGGAUUGGGGAGUGGGUGAGCGUCCUGGCACCCAUGUGAGUGCCAUUAAUUGUUUGGAAACUCGAGACAAGCCGGAGCAGAAGGAGCAGCCGGAGCAGCAGCAACAAUCGCAGACUGGAGACCAACAGCAGCAGCAGCAGCUACAAGAUAAGCUCAGCCAGAAUCAGGCCAGGCAAAGCCUCAAUCAGGGCUGGCAGAGCUUCAUGGACUCGGUGCGGUGUCGUUUGAAUGUCAACCAGGUGGUGCGCCAGGUGAGACGCGAUGCCACCUUAACCUUUGACUUUGUGGUGCUUCUCAUAUCCGCCGCCUUGCUCUCCUGCGUGGGUCUGGUGGAGAAUAGCUUUCUGUUCCUGUCCAGCUCCAUGCUCAUCUCCCCCCUGAUGGGUCCCAUUAUAGCCGCCAUCUUUGGCUCGGUGAUUGGCGAUCGGGACUUGUGCUGGCUGGGAUUGAAGAACGAGCUCUUGGGCAUUGCUGUUUCCGUGGCCAUUGGCUUUGUCUUUGGUGGCAUUGUCUGUGGCUUUGGCUUUUUCUUUGCCAUCUCCACGGGGCUAACCGAGGAGAUUGUCUCCAGAUGUGACACCCAUUCCUUGGCCAUCAAUAUCUGCACGGCCUUGGCUUCGGGGGCAGCGGGUGCCAUUGCUGUUUUGGGCGGUAAUACUGGUUCGCUGGUGGGCGUGGCUAUAUCCGCUUCCUUGCUGCCGCCUGCCGUGAAUGCUGGUCUUCUGUCGGCCUUGGCCAUUGGCACACGCUUCUUGUCGCCGGAUCAUGAGCUCCUCCAAAGCCUGCAGAAGCACAAAACCUACUCGGAUCAUUUGCCCAUCGAGUUGAUGGUCUGUGCGGGUGUAAGCCUGGCUUUGACCUUGCUGAACAUCGUCUGCGUGUGGCUGAUGGGCGUGGUGGUCUUGCGCAUCAAGGAGGUGGCUCCGGCCGUGCAGAGGAAUCAACACUUUUGGCAUCAUGAUUUACGCACUGCCAGGGAGGUGGCUUUGUUGGAUCCUGCUCUACAGAAUGCCAUCGAUCAGCUGGAUGAAAGUCAGACGGGUGGGCCUGGUAGCAGUGUCCCGGAGACUGGUCAGGUGGGUCCCGGGCUGAGCAAUUACCACACGGUUCAUGGCUUCAAGGAGUUUUGCCUGACGGUGCAUCGUCUGAACAAUGUAAAUGCCAAGGAAUCGCUGCAAUCACCGCAAUCACCGCGUCUUCCCAGCGUCAGAGAGCUGUUUGCCCCGCUCCAGGCCCAGGUGGAGGCGGAGGCGGCAGAGGAGGAGGAGGAGGAGGGGGAGGAGGUCCUCCCCAUUGAGGAGCAGUCCCGGAACAAUACUAGCCACAGUACUCUCAUGCAUCCCCCGUCGGCGGACAAUCUGCUGCUGUGCGGCACCUGCCAGAGUCUGCCCAAUCUUCGGCCGCUGGCCAGUAAGCUGAGCCUGCCCAGUUUGGGCAGCCUGGCCCAGCGGAAGCCUGGUGAGGUUUUGAUACCGCUGCCCACUCUGGAGCCCAAGGAGGCGGCGGCUCCUCCUACUCCACCUUUAGAUCGACCACUGAAUCUGCUGGCCUUUGGCCAGAGCGGCGAGGAAGAGCCGCAGGAGGCGCAGGAUGAGUUCCAGGUUUAGUUUUUCGGGGGGGAGUAGGGGGAAGCUUCUCCAAUAAAAAAAAAAAAUACAAAUUUACCACCGCCCGGAGAGAGCAAGGCAAACAGCCAGGAUGCUCCUUGGCCCUCCUCCUGCUCCUGGCUUUGACUACUGCCACAGGAUGUCCCUGUUUGCCAACCACUCAAGGCCCUUGGCAUUGGCGGUGACCAGAAAAAUGCAGCAGGAAAAACUUGGGAAAUAUAUAUAUAUAUAUGUACAGGGACCUGAAAAUGAAUGCAA
Drosophila kikkawai is the source of this 2482-nucleotide messenger RNA. RefSeq lists its product as uncharacterized. Lineage: Eukaryota; Metazoa; Arthropoda; Insecta; Diptera; Drosophilidae. The record is from RefSeq and is a predicted model, not a curated record.